Orbicella faveolata is the source of this 2049-nucleotide messenger RNA. RefSeq lists its product as uncharacterized. NCBI's taxonomy places the organism in Eukaryota, Metazoa, Cnidaria, Anthozoa, Scleractinia, Merulinidae. The record is from RefSeq and is a predicted model, not a curated record.
CUUUGUCUUCUCGAGAAAGGAGUCAGAAAAAGGAAUGUAAUUAGCUAUUUUAAAACAUUCAGAAAACUGAUAUGGUAGAUCAACUUAGGCUGUGGGUGGACGAGGAACACAGCCCAAGGCAACGAAUUUUCAAUAUAAAAGUGCAAGGAUUCAAACAGUAUUAGAGUCAUAAAGACAACUUCUUCUGUAACAAACCUAUGAGCAUUUUUACGUUAGAGCAAAUCAAAGAGAAUUGCAUUUAGUCGUCAAAAGUAAGGGCCGCCACGAAGCUCUUCGGAACGUCUCACAGGAAUGGCUGAGAAAAUGAUAUACAAACAAUGGUAACAAGGGACCCUAGCCCAAAAACAACAGAGUUUCGUGCUGACAAGAUCCAAUGAAAUUAGAGGUUCUAGGGAGCUUCAUGAUAACAGAAAGUAAAUGCCAAGUAAUUUCAAAUAUAAAGUCCAUGAUAUAUGAGAAAAGUUCUUUAUCCUUGUAACAUGUAAACUGUUCUCGAUUUUCAUUGUUACGGAGACGAAAAGAACGAUAUUGUGCUGUUUGAAAAUUCCAAGGUAUUAUGUAAAUUUAACCUUCUGCUAGAACUGAAAUUGCAAAGACAAACCGACCUGUGGGGUUAAAGUAUUAUAAAUUAAACUUGCAUAGGUUUUUUCUGAAAAAAGAAUCAUUUACCUAGACUACACCAUAACUGGCUCCACUCCCUUAAUUGUCGGAGAAAUUUAAUUAAUUUGAUUAAAUAGCCUUUUCAUUGCACCCUGUGCGUUUGGAAAAAAAAAAAAAACAAUAAUCUGUAAAAUAUCAAAAUGAUCAAUUAUACCUCCGAUAUAACAUGCUCUGCACGUGAUAUUAUAAUUUGAAUGUAAACAGUGUCUAUUGUGAUACUUUCCCUGGGCAAAACUUUGUUUUACUGGAGGUGAUUCACACAAAAGCUCGGCCCAUAGCGACAACGAUUAAAUUACAUUUGUUUUCUGGCCUGCGAAAUCACGGAUUUAAAAUCAGAUUUCAACUGGAUUUUUUUCAAGAAGCCAUUCUUACUAAUGUUUCAUGGCAAUUUGGAUAUAUCCUGAGUGGGCAAUACUUGCCUACUUUGCAAUUGUGGUGUAACUCAUACAGUAAAUAUGAAUACCGUUAUUGAACAGUUUUCCCAAUUAAAAUGAUAUUUCUGGUCACGCUGUGAAUAAUGAAGGGACUUUUUAAAAGUCCCUAACCAUGGGUACUUUGUCAUAUGGUUUUCUUUCUUACCUGUGUAAUGAUAAUAAAAUUUGUAAGGGUAUUGAAAUUGUAACGUGGGGUCUUGACGGAAAUAAAUAUUUCAUCUCCGUACCUGUACUGUUCUAUUUGCUGCUAUUACUUUCACUGUUUUCACCAGAUACUAACUUGAACCGAAGGGCUUGUAACGAUAUACAAUGCGCCUGACAGUCUUAACUACUUUGGCUGUGGUAUUUCUUAUUGCUCUGGCAGCGGUAGAAGCAUGGAGACUUGGAUUCUCAAAAAAGUCCAGGGGAAAAAAAAGACCUGCUAAACCUGCCAAAACGACAGAAUCAACCUCGGAAACAGCAGCCCUGAAAUUGUCAGUACCGGAACCAGCAGUCCCAGAAUCGGAAUCGACCACGGCCCCGACUACGGCCCCGGCCCCGGAAUCAGUAGUCCCGGAAUUGGAAACCCAGGAACCGGUAGUCCCGGAAUCAGCAGUCACGACUACGGCCCCGACUACGGCCCCGGCCCCGGAAUCAGUAGUCCCGGAAUUGGAAACCCCGGAACCGGUAGUCCCGGAAACAGAAGUCCCCACUCCGGCCCCUACUCCGGCCCCAGCCCCGGAAUCAGUAGCCCCGGAAUCAGCGGGCCCGGAAUCGGGAUUCCCGGAAUCAGCAGCAAACAACAUAACACAAUCAAUAUUUGAAAAAGUAGUGGAUAACGUGGUUUACUCACUGCAGGGCAGGCGUUAGCCGCCUUGUUCUAGAAUAACGUGGAUCAUGAAAAAUAAAAUAAAACGAAGAAACAGGAAUGAUUAGAGAUGUGAUUAGAGUAUAGAAGAUGUGGAAUAAAGAUCCA